Gavialis gangeticus (Gharial) is the source of this 4460-nucleotide messenger RNA. It is a transcript of the gene SH3PXD2A, whose product is annotated as SH3 and PX domains 2A. The transcript has 15 exons. Lineage: Eukaryota; Metazoa; Chordata; Crocodylia; Gavialidae. Gene Ontology annotation, biological process: superoxide anion generation. Gene Ontology annotation, molecular function: phosphatidylinositol binding; superoxide-generating NADPH oxidase activator activity; protein binding. Bases 76 to 3390 code for a protein of 1104 amino acids. The record is from RefSeq and is a predicted model, not a curated record.
CCCCCUUCCCUUCCCCAGGCAGGAGCCAGGUUGCCCCCUUGCCCUCCCGGGGGCCUGGCUGCUCCCCGGCCGAAGAUGUUGGCCUACAGCGUGCUGGACGUGCAUGUGGUGGACGUGGAAAAGAGGAGGAACCCCUCCAAGCACUACGUGUACAUCAUAAAUGUCAUGUGGUCUGACUCGACUUCCCAGAUCAUCUACCGAAGAUACAGCAAAUUCUUUGACCUGCAGAUGCAGCUGCUGGACAAGUUCCCCAUCGAAGGAGGCCAGAAGGACCCUAAACAGAGAAUCAUCCCCUUUCUACCAGGUAAAAUCCUGUUCCGGAGGAGUCAUGUUCGAGACGUGGCUGUGAAAAGACUGAAGCCCAUUGAUGAGUAUUGCAGGGCACUGGUCAGGCUCCCUCCUCACAUUUCACAGUGCGAUGAAGUUUUUCGGUUCUUUGAGACUCGACCAGAGGACCUGAACCCUCCAAAAGAGGAAUAUGGAUCCUCCAAAAGGAAAUCAGUUUGGAUGUCCAGUUUGUCUGAUACUCCAAAAAAGGAUGUUGCAGGUGCUGACGCUAGCUCCGAGCCCAUGAUCUUGGAGCAGUAUGUGGUGGUGUCCACCUACGAGAAACAGGAGAACUCCGAGAUCAGCCUGCAAGCCGGGGAGGUCGUGGAUGUCAUCGAGAAAAACGAGAGCGGUUGGUGGUUUGUGAGCACAGCAGAAGAGCAGGGCUGGGUCCCUGCCACGUACCUAGAAUCCCAAAAUGGAACGAGAGAUGACUCUGAAAUAAACACAUCCAAAGCUGGGGAAGUUUCUAAACGACGCAAGGCUCACCUGCGGCGCCUGGACCGGCGAUGGACGCUGGGCGGGAUAGUCAACAGGCAGCAGAGUCGAGAAGAGAAAUAUGUCACAGUCCAGCCAUACACCAGCCAAGGCAAGGAUGAGAUUGGGUUCGAAAAAGGGGUCACCGUGGAGGUCAUCCAAAAGAACCUGGAAGGAUGGUGGUACAUAAGGCAUCUAGGCAAAGAGGGCUGGGCCCCAGCCUCCUACCUGAAGAAAGCAAAAGAUGAUCUUCCAUCCAGGAAAAAGAACUUAACUGGGCCAGUGGAAAUCAUAGGCAACAUCAUGGAGAUCAGUAACCUGCUGAACAAGAAGCCCUCCAGCGAUAAGGAAACCCAAGCGGAAAAUGAAGCAGCAGAGUCCCACAUCACCAAAAAAGAAAUCAGCUUGCCCAUCCUCUGCAACGAUUCGAACGGCAAUGCCAUGAUGACCGCAGACAAGCAGGCUUUGAAACUGGCUCAGGGAUCCCCCGCUGUAGCAAGGAUUGCACCGCAAAGAGCACAGAUAAGCUCUCCAAAUCUAAGAACGAGGCCUCCCCCACGCAGAGAAUCCAGUCUGGGUUUCCAGCUGCCUAAGCCACCAGAACCGCCCUCAGUAGAAGUGGAGUACUACACUAUUGCGGAGUUCCAGUCUUGUAUUUCAGAUGGGAUAAGCUUUCGAGGAGGGCAGAAAGCAGAGGUUAUUGAAAAGAACUCUGGUGGCUGGUGGUACGUACAGAUUGGCGAGAAAGAAGGAUGGGCACCAGCAUCUUAUAUCGAUAAAAGGAAGAAGCCCAAUUUAAACAGAAGAACUAGUACGCUGACCCGGCCCAAAGUUCCUCCCCCAGCACCUCCCAGUAAACCAAAAGACUCCGAAGAAGGAGCAGUUCCCGGGACCAUAUCUUCUGGAGAAGCCCAGGACUCCCUACAGAAGCCCAGAUAUGAAGAGCCCGAGUACGAUGUGCCUGCCUUUGGUUUCGACUCGGAGUCUGAAGUGAAUGAGUGCCAGCGAGAAGACAGCACCUUGGAAAAACGCAUGUUCCAGCCGUUCAAGCCUUCCCCUGUAUCGUCCCUCCAGAGGGCAAAGUUCAAAGUUGGUGGGUCUUCAGAGGACGUUGCCCACGAAGAAGAAACCAUCUAUGAAAACGAGGGAUUCAGACCUUACCUGGAAGACGCCUUAUCAAGUAAGGAAUCUAGUGGAGACUCAGAUUCCCUCAAAAGCUCCUCGCUCUCCCUGAUCCGAAGGAACUCUCCGUGUUCUGGUUCUCCCAAAUCGUCACUCCUGAAGCUCAAGUCUGACAAAAACAUCCAGCCCGAUCUUGGAAAAUGUCACUAUUCCAGGAGUGAGGAGACAAAACUCAGGUCAGCCUCCGAUGCUGGCUUGCGUAGCAUGCCCAAAGCAAGUGUCAAGAAGGAGCCUGGCCAGAGCCCCUCCAUCCGAGCAAAGCCAAUAGUUAGACCAAAACCAUUCCUGAACAAGGCAGAUUCUUCAAGCCAAGAAAAAAUGGACAUCAGCACUUUACGGCGUCAGCUGAGGCCAACUGGACAGCUUCGAGGUGGACUUAAAGGAUCUAGAAGUGAGGAGUCUGAAAGCCCUCCCCGUACAGCAUCCGAGAACCAAGAAGAGUCCUUCAGGAGAAGCUCGGCAGAUCUCAUCACGUCUCCUUCCCAUGGCAUUUUCUGUUCAAACCACUCCAUCAAGACUGAGCAAGAGAACAACUCUAAGUGCUUCUACGUGACCACUGAUGCCUACCAAAAGGUGCAGGAGUCUGAAAUCUGCUUUCCAGCAGGAGUGGAAGUAGAAGUGCUGGAGAAGCAAGCCAGUGGGUGGUGGUACCUUAAAUAUGGAGACAUGGAAGGGUGGGCCCCUUCCCACUAUCUGGCUCUUGCUGAAAACCAGCAGCGAGAAACCUCAGCCACAGAGGCCGAUGCCAAGAACAGAAGGAACGAAAGCAAGUCGAACAGCUUGGAGAAGAUAGAGAAGAGAGUCCAGGCUUUGAAUACCAUCAACCAGAGCAAAAGAGCAACGCCUCCUAUUCCAAGUAAGCCUCCUGGUGGCUUCUCCAAAACAUCAGGGCCCAUCAAAAUGAGGAACGGAGUGAGACAACUGGCAGUGAGGCCACAGUCGGUGUUCGUCUCCCCACCACCGAAGGACAGUAACAUCUCAUGCUCCCUGCGCCGCAACGAAUCCCUAACGACUACAGACCACCUGAGGGUUGUCCGCCGGAACGCGUCUUUUAGCAGCACCCAUUUACAGCCCGGCGACUCCAAGGCCAAGCCGGCCGAUCGAGCCGUCACGGAGGAAUCGGAAAACACCUCCAGCCUGUCGGGCCAGCGAAAUGGGAUCCCGGUGUCCACUGUCAGGCCAAAGCCCAUUGAAAAAUCUCAGUUCAUCCACAACAAUCUCAAGGAUAUCUAUGUUUCCAUUGCAGACUAUGAGGGGGAUGAGGAGACUGCAGGGUUUCAGGAAGGCGUGUGCAUGGAGGUCCUAGAAAGGAACCCAAAUGGCUGGUGGUAUUGUCAGAUCAUGGAUGGCGCGAAACCAUUUAAAGGCUGGGUGCCCUCAAACUAUUUGGAGAAAAAGAACUAAUGUUGUAAUAUCUUUAAUUCCCUAAUUUAUACUGUUCCUGCUGUGUACACAUGGAAAAAAAACAAACAUUACUGCUACACAAAAAGACAUUUCCCUGUGCUCUCAGUUUGUACAAAAGGACCAACCGGCCGAGCGAUGCUGAUGACAAGUCACUGUGUUCUGGAGAAGUUGGGGAGUUGACCUGCUGGAAGCAAUUCGGACACGUCUAUAGAGGAGCGGCAGCAUAGAUGAAUGCUUUUUUUGUGGAGUUGUUAAAUAAUCUUGUGUGUAACAGGGUAUGAUAUCCCACCUUUUCCACUUUAACAAUGGUAGGAAACCAAAUGUGUGCCUUGUGUGGGGGAGAGAAAUUGAUGUGUCUACUUGAGGAGUUAAGUGCCAAACAAGAUGUUAGUGGCUCCCUCUCUCCUUAUUUUCUGUACGUGGACCAUCCAGGAGUCUUGAAUGCAUUUCCCCGACUUCGACUGGGGUAAGCAGAUGGGAAUUACAUUUGGAAAUAGAGGAACCCCAACCCUGUCUAGAAACUCACGUUUUUCACUCGAGCCGAUUUUGUUCCAGAGUUGGAGCCUUUUCAUCGUGGAGGGAUUUGGUUUCUAACUUUGCAGAUGCGUUUUGUUGCCGUAUUCCAGAAACGGCUUCCAUGAGAUCUUGGGUUUCGGGGGGGUUUUUGCUUCCUCUUUUGUUCUGGAUCUAGGCCCUUGAGAUGGGACUCCAGAUGUUUUUAAGGCUAUUUGUGCCAACUGGAUGCUCACGAGCCCACCUACUCAUCCUUUGUGCAUCGUGGUUAUUUUGGAGGUCCUUUUUUUUUGUUUGGUGUGGUGAUCCCUGCCCGGAGGUCCACAUUGAUUCUCUUUCCAGAGUUGGGUUCCUACAAACUGGCAUCAUCGUGAACUACAACAAAAUGUCUCUGAGACCUUUAAACAUGAAAACUUAGUCUGAUGCAUUACUUCACGCUUAGACCCAAAGUGGAGCAUGGUGACUGUUGGCAGGGCCCACAAAGGUAGACAUUAGAAACAGCCGUAACCUUUUGCAACAUCAGUGUUUACAAAGAGAAGAAAAAGCCAUUGAUUUCA